GUACAACUGGUGGUGGUGGUAUGGUAAUGGUGUAAGGUGCCACCACCAGUCUUCUCUCGAUAUAUAACCACCUCGCUCUAUCUCACACGCAUAUAAGCCAGUUGUGACCAUUUGUUAUGUGUUUUUUAAGCGACCGCUGGAAGGGGUGUGGGUUGUGACACUGGCGUCAAUGGAAUCCAAAAAAGAGGGUGGCCGCGGUGGCGGUUCAAUUUCAGGCUCUAGCCCACCACCAACUCAAUAUACAACACACAGUUGAAUCUGGUAAAGCAGAGAGUCAAAACGACGAGAUUUUCAAGGAGAACUUUUUCCAUCUCAUACUCAUUUUUUAAAAGAGAAGACCGGUGUGGCCGGUCGUGCAGUGCAGUGCCGUUUUCCAUGAUGGGCUUUUUCGAGAGGGUGCACAUACAGUACAAUAGCCGUUAGAUGUGAGAGAGAGUUGUGUGAAUAAGUUGAACCCAGAGCGCCUUCCUGUGUGCCUUUCCGUUCCGUUCGUUCGCUCGUCGUCGUCAUUUGUGUGUUAUCGUCGUCGUCGUCUCCAUUCCGCCGCCGCUAUAACACCACCACCCGCUAUUAUACCAUACCACCGUUAUAGUUAUCUCGUGCAUGGAAAACUCUGUGAAACUGAAGAAGAGCGCGCAGCAGAGUGACAGAGGACACAAGUGGAAGAGUGGUUGACUGGCGACUGCGACUGUGGUGUCUUCGUCGUCGUCAUCGUCAUCGUUGUGUGGUGCUUCUAUAGUAGUACUACCGGAGUAGUGUAUUGUUCAAAUCGGCCAUACGCGAAAUAUUUAGAUGCAUACGGGCUGUCGCGUUGUGAGGACGUGUUUUUCGCCGAUGUUCCGGAGUGAAUUUUUUAACCUGCUAUAAAUAAUUGAUAAAAUCCUGUUUACACAUACCUGCAAAUAAUAAUAAACAACAACACAUACACAUAUAAAAGAACAUAUAUUAUUCGACACAAAUACACUCAUAUGCAUGGAUACUAUAAACUACACACAUGUGGAUAAUAUAUAGAGCAUUUUGUUGUAAUUAUCUGUGCGAUGCGGUUAUCGCCAGCGCCACUUCUUCUUCUUCGCGCUAAGUGGGAGAGAACAAUCGACGGAUAAUAAUAAUUGAACGAACUUGCUUGGUCGUCGUUGUUGUCGUCUUCAUCGUCAACGACAUCGAGACUUCGACAUCAACAUCGACAACGAGAAAUAUCGCGGUAGCACCGGAUUAGUGUUAUUUUGUGACAUCACACGCACUUCAAGAGUCGUCGGACAUUGUUGUCGUUUCGAGAAAGAAAAUGUCAAACAAAAGGACAUUAUACAUUAAAAUAAAUUAAAUUUAUAAAAAAAAAAUAAACAAAAAUUCGUCUUUUUUGUCAAUUUCGUUUGUUUGUUUUUUUCGAAAUAAUUUUUGAACAAUUUCUCGAUUUUUUCCUGCUGUACAGGUGAAUGCGUCUUUUGUGUUAUCAUUCACCUUUUUUGUGAUUUUUUUUGUUCAAUUUUAACAAAAACUACCUUACCUUACCUAUCUACGUGCAAUUUUCGUAAUUUUACAUUUCUUUGAAAUAAAAUCUGUGAAUUAUAAAACAAAUAGAAAAAAGCGACUUUUUUGUCGCUUUACUAAAUGGGAUAAUUAAUUUUACGUAUUUCUCUUGAUCCACAAACAAUUCCAAUUGGAUUUGGCUAUCUAUCGAUGAUGAUAGUGAUAAAAAAUAUGAAUUAGUGAUGUGCAAUUUUGUUAUCAAACAAAAAAAAAAGAUCCACACAAUUUUUUAGUGGACAAUAUUGGUUCCUAUAAAAAAAAUUAUUUAUAAUGAUAAGGUGUAUUAUUAAUAGUAUUAGUAAACAAUACUAUUAAAAAAAAGAUAUUGAUGAAAAAUAAUAAUAAAGCCUGACAUGUCUCAAAGAAAAUAUUGUACAAUAUCGUAAAAAGUGAACGAUAAAGUUGUGUUAUCGAUAAAAAAAAAUUAGUGUAAAACAUCUUUAUAAGGAUAUAUCUCGAAGUAACAACGAAUCCAUUACAAAAACAAAUCUACAAUCCUGGAGAGGAUCAAUUGAUUUAUAAUUUGGAAAAAAUCCACCCCUUUUGUCCGAGAGAUAUACCGGAACAAUGAGAAUCAAAAUGCCUGCAGUUCGGAUUGCACAAGCAGAUUCGGAAUCUUCUGAUGCGGACCCAGCUGCACAGGAUAUUUUGACCUGCGGAUCGUGUCAGAAAGCUUUUGCACUUUCUGAUAUUGUCCGAUUUAUACAACACAAAGUAUUACAAUGCAAUAAGGAAAACUAUGGUCAAUGUCUCACACAAGGUCCUGCAAGUGAUAGAGACGCCGACGAUGGUCGACCUCUUAGUCUAGUUAAUCGCAGACCAUCCAUAUCAGCUCCAAUAACAAAUCGAAAACCAUCCGGAACCCGAAUACAUACACCGCCACCUAGUCCAGCUGAUUUGUUAGCCGAUGGAGCAUCAAGUACACCUAAACGUCUUGUUGAUGAAAAUGAUAAUACAACACCUAAAGUUGAUAAUUCAUCAACAAAUCGAACUGAAAGUCCGCGCAUUGAGGAACAAACAGAAAAGUCCACCUCCAACAAUGAUACGGAUAAUGAUAGACCUAAUAGCGUGCACAUCAAAGAGGAACAAAACGAAUGUGGUUUGAAUCAAGAUGAAGAUGAUAGUCACAUAGCUUCUGCGUUGUCUAAUAAUGAUGGUCAGCCGCCUAGCAAAAAACCAAAAAUCGAAGUUGCCGACGCCGAAUCGAACACUUUGAAUAGUGAACCCAGUAACUACACAUGUUCCACCUGCAAAACACGCUACAAUUCAGCGUGGCGACUAAUUCAGCAUGUUCAGCACUCGCACGGUGUCAAAAUCUAUGUAGAAUUUUCAUCAUCAUCAACAACAUCGUCGGCAUCAUCGUCGGCAUCAUCAUCGCUAUCAACGUCCACAUCGCUUCUGUCCUCAUCAGCGGCAAGCUUGUCGCUAGGUCAUUCAGCACAAAAAAUGCUGAGUAAUGCAGUUGCCAAUAGUACAAUCAAUAAUAAUACCAGUUGCGCCAGUUCGCAUUGUUCAUCAACAUCGCCGGUUAGCCAAAGUAAGAGUUUGUGUGAGCCACAGAACCACCUACUGCAACAACAACAGCAGCAACAUCAACAACAACAACAGCAAGCACAACAGGCCCAACAAGUACAUCAGCAACAGCAACAAGCAGCUCAACAACAACAGCAAAACAGUCUUACCACAGCUAUGCAAAAUGCACAAAAUUUAGCAGCAGCAGCUGCCGCUGGUAUGAGACAUCAUCCACUCCUUCCACCACCCGAUAUGCAUGCAAAUCCUUUCAAUCUUUUGCGAAUGCCUCUACCGCCACUAGCACAAGGUCCAGUAGUUCCUCCGGUUGCUCCGCUAUUUUCGCGACCGCAUGCGGCCGAUCACUACCGCAUGGAGCAAUUAGUAUCCGAACAAUUCCGCCAUCAUGGCCUUAAUUUGGCAGCUGCAGCUGUAGCAGCGGCAAAUCAACUGGCAGCACCACAUUCAAGCCAGCCCUUCAAUUCCACCGCUGUAAAUCAUUCGGCUAGUAAUAAGGAUCGUCCACCAUCGUCAUCGAGCAGUCACGGUUCCAUACCGCCAAUGCAACAGACACGUCUCAAUAAUACCCGUGCGCCAAGCAGUCAUCAACUUGAACCACAGAUGGAUUUUUACUCGCAGCGAUUGCGUCAGCUUGCAGGAACAACGAGUCCUGGAGCUGGAAAUACUGGUAACUCGAACUCGCCGAGUCCCCGGCAAAAGCAAUCGCCUUCGAAUUUUGCGAGCCCAUCUCCCUCCCAGCUACCUCCGACACCGGUCACAAGUAAUUCCCGUCCGCAAAGUCUAACACCGCCAGAGAAAAUCGGUGGUGGUACGAGUCUUGGUGAAGGUGAUAACGGUACAACCCAUCUUACAACAACACCCAGGUCGGCAUCUACCCCACCAUCGAAACCUAGCCAGGAUAGUAGUGCAGCGAUCUACUCGUGUGACUUCUGUGAAAAGAAUUUCCGAUUCGAAAACAAUCUUAUCAUCCACCGACGCAUUCACACUGGUGAAAAACCCUACAAGUGUGUUCAGUGUGAGUUUGAAUGCUGUCACAUCAAUAAGCUGAAGAAACACAUGAAAGUUCAUGUGAAACCGGAAGAUGGCGCUAGUAACGCUGGCUCCUUAGAAACCCUCGAUGGUGAAGAUUCUGCCGAAGAAGAUAUGGCCGAAGAAGAGAACUUCGAUGAAGAUGAAGACGAUGAUAUGGAAGAUGGAGAAGAUGGUGAAUAUGAAGCUGAAGACUUGAGUGUGAAUAACCGAACAAUGGAUGACAAACCUGGUGUCAUGGGAAUGGGAAAUUCCACCUCAAACUCGCUUGUCGGUGAGCUUAUGGACAAAUUUGGUCUGUCAAACAUUGCUCAGUACUCCGAAGCCUACAAACAGGCUCUCCAAGAAUCUGGCAAUGCCAUGAAGAUGCAGCUGAAUAACAAGGACUGUGAUAACAACAACAGCAGUUCGUCACUUCAAAAACUCAAUGGUCUACCUGCAGCCCUCCGACUUCGCGAAGAAUUCGCCAAGAGUAUGUUGCACUCUCCGAACCAUGGACACGCCCAAUCUCAGGUCGCUCCCUUGUUCAAUCCUUUUGAGAACCCCUUCGAAAUGUCAAAACGCAUGAAAAUGGAAAGUGCUGAAUGGUGGGGAAUGUCAGCACUUCACCGCAAUGAAUCCCUCUUCGAGAAUCUCAAAAUGAAACCUUUAUCAUCACUGGGCUCCAAUAGCUCACAACUUCUUCAAGGUCCCUUGGUCAAAAAAGAAAGCAAACGCAACGACACCUGUGAAUACUGCGGCAAAGUUUUCAAAAACUGUUCCAAUCUAACAGUCCACAGACGCAGUCACACCGGCGAAAAACCCUACAAAUGCGAACUCUGCUCGUACGCAUGCGCCCAAUCAUCCAAACUUACCCGACACAUGAAGACGCACGGUCGCACCGGCAAAGACGUCUAUCGAUGUCGUUUCUGUGAUAUGCCAUUUAGUGUUCCAUCAACGCUCGAAAAGCACAUGCGCAAAUGUGUGGUUAAUCAAGGCAAAGCUGCCGCAGUCAAUGCAUCGAAUCUCGUCCAAGCCGCCCAGCAUCCAUCGCCUUCGCCAUUAUCCUCCCAUCUGCCUCAAUUGCCAAUGAUAUCGAGCAGUGGUAGCGUUGGUGGUCUAACUGCCGAUGAUGAUUCUAGUGCGUCUGUAAUUAGUAAAGAAGGUGCAUGACUUUACCAGAAUUGGGUCGGCUAUCAUCAUCAUCAUCAUCAGCAACAGCAACAACAUCAUCUACAUCAUCAUCAUCACCACCAGAUGCCGCCCUCGUCACGUGUUAUGUCUCGCAUAUUCUAAGCAAUCC
Molecule: messenger RNA, 5368 nt
Organism: Episyrphus balteatus (marmalade hoverfly)
Lineage: Eukaryota; Metazoa; Arthropoda; Insecta; Diptera; Syrphidae
Gene: Cph
Product: B-cell lymphoma/leukemia 11A
Exons: 5
Coding region: 2095-5238 (1047 amino acids)
Biological process (GO): regulation of transcription by RNA polymerase II
Cellular component (GO): nucleus
Molecular function (GO): DNA-binding transcription factor activity; RNA polymerase II cis-regulatory region sequence-specific DNA binding
Source: RefSeq, a predicted model, not a curated record